This is a messenger RNA of Momordica charantia (bitter melon), 3146 nucleotides long. The record is from RefSeq and is a predicted model, not a curated record. NCBI's taxonomy places the organism in Eukaryota, Viridiplantae, Streptophyta, Magnoliopsida, Cucurbitales, Cucurbitaceae.
UCUGCAACACUGUAGAAUCUCGGAGGAGGAGAGAAUCAUCGGAAAAGCUCCCUUUGGUUUCCACUUCCCUAUUUUAUCUAUUCCAGAUGAAAGAAUUCGAAAGAACGCUGGAAUUUGGAUAGCCAUUGUUCUUCUUUGUGAUUUUCGAUCACAAUACCGUCGUUGAAAGAAUGUUCAGAAAUCUUUAUCGACAUCACGGCGUGGAGUCCGGUAGGGUAUCUUUUCCAAAUGGAUUGCGCUAUGGAGGCGAUGAAACUGUGGUUCAGAAAGAACGGCUCCUGCGAGUCGCCGUCCAACUCGUCGACAAGGCGUAGGUUCGUAACUUCGUAUCAAUGCCGAAUCUCUCGUCGGUAUUUAAAUUCAAGCUGCGGUAAUUUCUUUCGGCUUAUUCUUUCUGGUGAUAGGAAUUCGUUUUAAGUCGUGGGAAUAAGACUCUGAAGCUAUGGCUUUAGCCACUUGUGUAAUGUGAAUUGGAAUUGUUACUAUUUCUUCUUAUAUAUUAUUGUAAUUGUUUUUACCUAUGCUUUCGAUUCUUCUUCUGUUCAUAUUUUGAUUGUUAUUUUCUGUUUACUCUGAAGAUCCAUCUUUCUCUCGCACCUAAACAACACAUUACACGAAUUCACACUCUCCUCACUACAUCAUACACAAGUGACAACCUAAAGAAUUACUCUGAUUUUUGGCGUAAUCAAGAAGACCUAACUAUUUUUUGAAAGUUCAAAAUGAUCAAAGCUCAAGGAAUUUCACUUUAUUGACUUCAGUUACAGUUUCAGGCUUCUAGCAAUAUUAAUGUUCUUAAUGACACAGUUGGCCUGUAGGUUGGUUCCAAAUUAUCAGCUAUCAUUUUAUGCCCCUUCAUCAUCACCUUGCCUUUGGAAUGUCUCUAAUUCCUUGGUACUUUGCUCAUGGUUAUAGCCAAAGUUUGGCCUGUUCAAUCAUCACUAGACUAAAAACUUUAAGUUGAUAAAUUAGAAUAUAUUGAUCCGCUUCAAUAUCUCUACCAUCUCCUUUAUGCAUGGAUUUGAAUAUUAAUUUAAUUCACAAAGACCAAUAUUAGAACUGCUACUAUCUAGCUCUGAUUGAAGGUUCAAUUAUUAUAUCAAUAAAUAAAAUAGCUUAGGUUGAUAGAUUAUGAUAUAUCUAAUCAGUGCACCAGCUUAUAGCUGACAAAAAAGUUAUCUUCACAUUCCCCAGACUCCAUGAGAGUUUCUUGUUGGUUUGUGGUGGCUGAUUUCUGCACCCAUAACAGGGAGACUUGAUCACAAGCUGCAAAUAAACUUGGAGUGUGGAGGUUCCAAAGUUUGUGAACUCCUGGCCGAUUCCCAAGACUCUUCAAUGAGGUUUUAGAUUUCGCUCAAAACUAGAAUUAACCGAGCAUAAACUCAAAAGAUGAAGAAUCAAAAUGUCACCAUGGAGAUGUAGAAGGAAUCUAUUGUCUCAAGUCUUAACAAAGCUAAAGCUAACUAACUAUUGGGUUAUUGGAACAAUCUAGGUUAGGCUGUUGGGUUGCAACGACUUUGAGUAAUUUAGAAGUAAACCGUCAUUAUUGAAGAUAACAGCAAUUCAAUUUCCAAAUAAAAUCUCAUCUCCUGGCUGACCCCAGAAUUAGAUGGCAGACUGAUGGAUGUGUCAUCAAAAUCCCAACUGCUGUAACAACCCUUCAACAACCUAACAGAGAGAAACCACUACUUGAGUUCUCAAGUAUUUUUUACUUUCAUGCCAAAAGAAAGUGACUAGGAAAAUAAAAUGCAUUUGAGUGAGUUAGCAAUUUCUUAUCCAAGUGUUCAGUGUUUUUGUAAUCUUUCAGCCUUUCCCCAAUCUCUUAGUUCGCAGUUGCAUGUCCUUUUUGUUUCUGCCAAAAUGACUGCUAGAACUUACGUUUUGAUAUUCUUCUUCUGGGCCAUCCUCACGGUCAUCACCCCCACUCUAAUUUUCCUUUCAGAGAACUCAAGGCUUGCCUCUGCUGAUUCAACCGGUCAGAAAAGUGCGAAAAUCAAGACCAGAAAAAUGAUGGGUCGCUCAGUAGAAGAUUCCAUGCAAACGCUUAUGGCUUUGGUUAAAAUGCAAGCAGUGGCAACAGUAGCCGCUCAGGCGCCGGCGCCGGCGCCGACAUUGGAAAUCUCUGUUGAAGUUCCUGAAAAGGGAGGAGAGAAACAAAAUUACAAUAGCAAGCAAGACGUCAUGUACAAAGAGACAGUGGUCCAAAUGCUUUUCGAAGUAUGAGGAGAGAGCAAUUUCAGGUAUGGACGAAAUUAAGAUUUUAAAAUAUGAAUACAAAAUUGACAAAAUUUAUGUUAGUUGUCUCUUCCAUAUUUUUAUAACGUCUGGGGUGGUUGCAAUCCUACUGGGCGUUUGAAUUUCGCCAUGCUCAUCACCGAUAAUGGCCCAACCAUUGAUAUUUUUCGGGAAAUAUGGAGGAGAGGCCUUACCCUGUCACUUUCAUGACGCAAGUGCGCACCAUCUCUUAUAUUAUUGCAUACCACCACCAGAUUAUCGGCAUGGCCAUGUCGUAUUUGCUUGGCCCACAACAAUUUAUAUAAUGUAUGCUAUUUAAAGGAUUUAUAGUCGGUGUCCAUCUUUGUCAUCCGAUUUUAAAAAAUGAUUUUAUUUUUCUAAUAGUUUUUCUCUAUUUUAACCAUUAUGGAUUGUUUAUUGGUCCAAAGAGACUAGGGUUAAUUAGGAGGAAAUGAGUUCAAAUCCCAGGAUGACCACCUACCUUAGGAAUUAGUGUAAUUCCUAUGUGUUUCCCGACACCAAAUGUUGGUAGGGUUAGGCGGUUGUUCUGUGAGAUUAUUCUAGGUGCGGGUAAGCUGACACGGACACUCACGAAUAUUAAAAAAAAAAAAUCUCCAUUUUAGUCUUUUUCCCAACUACUAUUGUUAUAAACUUACUUUGAUAUAUAUGUGGAGAUAGAACUCGCUAAAUGUAAGGAGAUAGCACACCGAGAGAGAUGAUUGGAGAGAGAUGAUCGGAGAGGGAAAGAAAGAAAGAGAUUAAAGGUAUCACAAUGGAGAUAGAAAUUAAGCAAGGGCAGCGGGUGACAGAGGGUAAAGGAGAGGAGAGAGAAGAGACGGGUAUAUACUGCAUAAAUAUCGUGUACCUAUAUUUUAGUAUUAAUUAUUUAUAAAAAUACACCUAUUUUUUGUUCA